Amphimedon queenslandica is the source of this 792-nucleotide messenger RNA. Its product is annotated as ankyrin repeat domain-containing protein 49-like. Bases 21 to 752 code for a protein of 243 amino acids. The record is from RefSeq and is a predicted model, not a curated record. Lineage: Eukaryota; Metazoa; Porifera; Demospongiae; Haplosclerida; Niphatidae. Gene Ontology annotation, cellular component: cytoplasm. Gene Ontology annotation, molecular function: protein binding. The transcript has 2 exons.
UAAUCAUUAUUUAAUUAAAGAUGGCGGCUAUUGGUGGUGGGUCACUUUCUAUUGUUUCUGCUGAGGAUGAAGGUGUUUGGGACUCUAUGGCUGUCAUGGCGGCCGAGUCUUGGAAUAAAGGAAGCGCUGAUGAGUUGGGCAGUAUCACUAGGGAAGAUUUACUACCUCAGGGUGUUGAUAUAAAGUCAUUAACGAGAGAAUCAGCUGGUGAUAAAUUCCUAACGGCAGCACAGACUGGACUAACGGAUGUACUGAAAGAACUGUACAAAACUUUUAAAAAAGAACAAAGAAAAGAUGACAAUACAUCCACAGAGAACAAAGAAGGAGAGAAUUGGUUGUUGCAUUAUAAAGACGAAGAUGGCUAUACAGCACUACAUAGAGCCAGUUACAAUGGACACUUAGACACAGUCCAAUAUCUACUAUCAAUAGGAGCUGACCUACACUCUACAACUAAUGAUGGCUGGACUCCAUUACACUCUGCAGCACGCUGGAAUAAAGUAGCAAUCGUAUCACUUUUAUUACAAAAUGGAGCUCGUAUUAACGCAUUGACUAAUGGUAACCAAACUCCUCUUCAUCUUGCUUCUUGUAAUGGAGUAGCUAAAGAGACUAUUGAGUGUCUAUUGUUAGAGGAAGAUUGUGAUUUAAGUGUAUGCAAUGAUAAAGGAGAGACUGCUCAAGAGCUGGCCCAAAGCUACGGGAAACAUAGCUACCUUUUUGAAAUGAGAGAUGAGAGUAUUGAAUGUAUAAUAUAAAAUUAUUAUUAAUUUUAUGAAAAUAAAAAUAUUUAUUGUA